UCUCUUAAUGAUCAGCCACUUGCUUGCAAUUUUCCUCUGGAAAAGGAUGGAAACACACUGAGGAACAGAGGCAUCUGAAGAGGAAACGGAACCACCCCAGUGUGGUCAGAACAGCAACUCUGACGACAUCGCCUGGAAGUUUCCAGCAACAGGGGCCUCUCAGUGGCGUGUAGAAGAUGGAGCCAUCCCGCCAAGAGGUGCAGCCUGCAGGCUGCGAGGCCUCUCUUCCGUACUCCCUGGAAAGCCUGUCGAAGAAGCACUGUCAGAACCAGGGGAAUCUUCUCCACUUUGACCGGCAAGCCCCUGGCCGCUUGUCCACGUCGCCCACUUUGCGGAGGUUAAGAAGCCGCGGUUGCGGGAGUGUGCGCGGAGGUGCGCGCGGCACUGCCACUGCGCAUGCGCCGCCUCAGCACGUGGCCUUGGAAGUGCGCGCCUGGGGCGGCUUGCCGGAGUCCCCUGGCUCCGCAAGUCCCCUUUCCGACAAGGUAUGUGAAAGUACAGAGGAGUCUUCUCACUCCCUGUGGCCCCUGAGACUCCACUCAAGAUUGCCUCUGGACUCGGAAAGGGCCCUCGACACAGCCGAGUCGGUUGAGCUACAAAUGGGGCCAGAUGAAGAGCGUGCCCUUCCCGGGCCUCAGCACCUGGAGGAGGGGUCGCUUCCUCAGGCCUCCUUUCCCCGGAGAGGAGACCACCCAGCACCCAGCCACACCCCAGGACCUCCCAGGCCUCAGGUAACACAGCUCUAA
Molecule: messenger RNA, 746 nt
Organism: Capra hircus (goat)
Lineage: Eukaryota; Metazoa; Chordata; Mammalia; Artiodactyla; Bovidae
Gene: C5H12orf74
Product: chromosome 5 C12orf74 homolog
Exons: 1
Coding region: 177-746 (189 amino acids)
Source: RefSeq, a predicted model, not a curated record